Molecule: messenger RNA, 1515 nt
Organism: Heterostelium album PN500
Lineage: Eukaryota; Evosea; Eumycetozoa; Acytosteliales; Acytosteliaceae
Exons: 7
Coding region: 1-1515 (504 amino acids)
Molecular function (GO): hydrolase activity, hydrolyzing O-glycosyl compounds
Source: RefSeq, a predicted model, not a curated record
AUGGUGAGAUCAAGUACAUCAACAAAAAUUUUGUAUGUCGGAGUGAACAAUGCAUUCAUUAAUGUAAACACUACCACUCAACACUUGAUGGAUGAGUAUGGUCGUGUACGUGUAUUCCACGGUGUCAAUGUAGUAUACAAGAUUUUCCCAUGGCAUCCAUUGACCGACAAGUUUGACCCACAAAACUCAUUGGUACAGGAGGAUAUCGAUAAUAUGGUUGCCUGGGGUUUCAACGCCGUCCGUUUCGGUGCAAUGUGGCCAGGUGUCGAACCAGAGAGAGGUGUAUUCAACCAAACCUAUCUCGAGGUCAUCUAUAACAUGGUCAAUCAAUUGGGUUCCGCCGGUAUUCACACAAUCAUUGAUUUCCAUCAAGAUAUUAUCAAUAGAAGAUUCUGUGGUGAAGGUAUCCCAGAUUGGGCUGUCGUUUUACCAGAGAGCACUUUAUCAUUCCCAGAGCCAGCUGUCUUACAUAAAUAUCCAGUUGACAACGAAACCUUAUAUCCAGACUUGAGCUUAUGUUUAGAUAAAGAAUUUGCUACUUAUUAUUUCUCCGAUGCUGUUGGAGCCACUUUCCAAAGUUUAUACGACAAUGCCGAGGGUAUUCAAGAUGAAUUCCUUAAAUACUGGCAACAAUUGGCCAAAACUUUCCAAAAUGUCUCAACCGUUCUCGGUUAUGAAAUCAUCAAUGAACCAUGGGGAGGUAACAUUUACAAGUACCCAGAGCUUUUGGUUGAUUUAGGUCAUGCCGACAGAGUUAAUUUAAUGCCAUUGUAUCAAAAUGUAAAUGAGGCAAUCAGAGAGAUCGACCAGAGACACGCUAUUUUCUAUGAGAAGAGUUUGGUCGAUCUCUAUGACUCAAAGUUCCCAGCUGGUACACCAGGUGGUAUCGAGUACAACGAUCGUCAGAUUCUCAGUUAUCACAUCUACUGUGGUAAUGUCGGUGGUAAUCCAAGACACGUUGGUUUGUGUGACAGUGAGAACAAGGUGUUCCUCGACGGUGCAAUGACCGACUUGAGAAGAACCGGUGGUGGUGGAUUCAUGACUGAAUUCGGUGCCAUCUCAAACACCACCAACGCAAUGGACACCAUCACCUACAUGAUGAACGAAGCCGACAACUACUUCCAAUCAUGGUGCUACUGGCAAUUCAAAUUCUACAACGAUUUGACCACCUCUGGACCAACCGAAUCACUCUAUCUCGCCGAUGGAUCACUCGACGUCAUCAAGGUCAGGACCUUGUCCAGAACCUACGCACAAGCAAUUGCUGGUUCCCCACAAAAAAUGACAUUCGAUAUUCAAACCGCAUCAUUCACAUUUAGUUAUGAAAUCGAUACUUCAAUUACUCAACCAACUAUUAUUUAUUUGAACGAGGCUAUGCACUAUCCAAAUGGUUACACUGCCAGCAUUACAACUGGAAGUGCCCAAAUUUCAUCACCAUCAACCAACACCAUCAAUAUUACACCAACUACUUCCACACUCAAUGGACAAUUGAUUACCAUCGAAAUUCUUGCUAAAUAA